Molecule: messenger RNA, 3002 nt
Organism: Passer montanus (Eurasian tree sparrow)
Lineage: Eukaryota; Metazoa; Chordata; Aves; Passeriformes; Passeridae
Gene: PARN
Product: poly(A)-specific ribonuclease
Exons: 23
Coding region: 423-2156 (577 amino acids)
Biological process (GO): nuclear-transcribed mRNA poly(A) tail shortening
Cellular component (GO): cytoplasm; nucleus
Molecular function (GO): metal ion binding; poly(A)-specific ribonuclease activity; RNA binding
Source: RefSeq, a predicted model, not a curated record
CCAGCCGGCCCCGCGUCCCGAGCUCUGCGCCGCUGGCGCUAAGCUGUCCCGGUGUCCCGGCGUCCCCGCCCUGGGCUGGCCGCCCCUCCGGCCUCAGCCUGUCCUUCAUGGCGAAGGGGUCCCCGUUGCCCCGCGCACCCAUGAGGCGCAGCCCUGAGAGGGGAGCGCGGCCCCGAGGCUGAGGGGGCGGCGGGCAGGCCCUGCCCGCCCGAGGGGCGCCGGGCUGCCGGGGGAUGCCGUUUGUAGUCUCAAGUGUGUUUUAACCCUUUACCCGUAGAUUUUAAGGAUAAUCUGAAAAAAGUGUAUGAAGCCAUUGAAGAGUCGGACUUCCUGGCCAUCGAUGGAGAGUUUUCAGGGAUCAGUGAUGGGCCUUCAGUUAGUGCAUUAACAAAUGGCUUUGACACUCCAGAAGAAAGCAUUCCAUGGAUUUUUUGCUCUUUCAGUUUGGCCUUUGCACUUUUAAAUAUGAUGACACAGAAGAAAAGUAUAUAAUGAAGUCAUUUAAUUUCUAUAUUUUUCCAAAACCCUUUAACAGAAGUUCACCAGAUGUCAAGUUUGUCUGUCAGAGUUCAAGUAUAGAUUUUUUAGCAAACCAAGGAUUUGAUUUUAAUAAAGUUUUUCGCAACGGAAUUCCGUAUUUAAAUCAGGAAGAAGAGAGACAGCUAAGGGAACAGUAUGAUGAGAAACGCUCUCAAGCCAACGGUGCAGGAUCUCUGUCAUACAUUUCUCCUAAUUCCACAAAGUGCCCUGUAACAAUUCCUGAAGAUCAGAAAAAAUUUGUAGAGAAAGUAGUGGAUCAGAUAGAAGACUUAUUAAAGAAGGAAGAAAGUGAAAGUUUGGAACUGGAGCCAUGUACAGGAUUUCAAAGGAAAUUAAUUUAUCAGACCUUGAGCUGGAAAUAUCCAAAAGGUAUCCACGUGGAAACUCUGGAGUCAGAUAAGAAGGAGAGAUAUAUUGUUAUUACUAAGGUAGAUGAAGAGGAACGAAAAAGAAGAGAGCAGCAGAAACAAGCAAAAGAACAGGAAGAAUUGAAUGAUGCUGUAGGAUUUUCCAGAGUUGUUCAUGCCAUUGCUAAUUCUGGCAAGCUUGUUAUUGGGCACAACAUGCUGCUGGAUGUUAUGCACACCAUACAUCAGUUCUAUUGCCCCCUACCUGAUGACCUAAGUGAGUUCAAGGAAGUAACGUCUUGUGUCUUUCCCCGGUUGCUGGAUACUAAACUGAUGGCAAGUACACAACCUUUUAAGGAGAUCAUUAAUAAUACAUCACUUGCAGAACUGGAAAAGCGUUUAAAAGAGGUUCCAUUCAGCCCUCCUAAAGUUGAAAGUGCAGAAGGAUUUCCAAGUUACGAUACAGCAUCUGAACAACUCCAUGAAGCAGGAUAUGAUGCUUACAUUACUGGACUGUGCUUCAUUUCCAUGGCUAAUUUCCUAGGUUCAUUCCUCAGUCCUCCGAAAAACCAUGUGUCUGCUAGAUCAAAACUCAUUGAACCUUUUUUUAACAAGCUAUUUCUAAUGAGAGUAAUGGACAUACCAUAUCUCAAUUUGGAAGGACCAGACUUGCAGCCCAAACGAGAUCACGUUCUUCAUGUUACUUUUCCCAAAGAGUGGAAGACUAGUGACCUAUACCAGCUUUUCAGUGCCUUUGGUAACAUUCAAGUUUCGUGGAUUGACGAUACAUCAGCAUUUGUCUCAUUGAGCCAGCCAGAGCAAGUACAAAUAGCUGUAAACACCAGCCGGUAUGCUGAAAGUUAUAGGAUCCAGACAUAUGCAGAAUAUGUGGAGAAAAAACAUGAAGAAAAACAGGCCAAGAGAAAAUGUACAGAAGAUAGUUGGAAGGAGAUGGAGAGGAAGAGGUUAAAAACCCAGUGCACACCUUACGUUUCCCAGAGUCGAUACUACUGUGUUAACAGUUUUACAGGUACCAGUACAGUGGGAAAGAGAAGCAUGAGUCCUAUUGAGGAGGAAACUGUUUCUGAUGAUAUGGAAGAGGGAGAAGGCCAAGAUCCAGAAAAUGAUCAGACAGACUCCUGCGCAGAGUCCCUUCCAGAUGGUAAGAAGAGAGCCAAAAAGUUGAAAAAGAUCAAGACAGAACAAGUUCCAGCAGGAAGCCUCACAACUAGUUCCUCUGGAAUUUUUGAGGUCCCUGAAACAUGGUAGGAAACAACUGCCUUAAAAAGUGGAGUUGAUUGAAAGCAGUUGAGAGAAUACACCUCUUGGAAGCCAUACUUUAUUUAAAUAAAGUGGUGUUAACAAAACAGUAUGUGUCCUGAAAAUCAGUUUAAUUAUUUUAAACUGUUUCUUGAACAAUCACUGUCAACUUUGCUCGUGUGUACAUCACCUAGUGUAUGACUUGUCGUUGAUCCUGUGAAAUCCUUGCUGUUGUAACUGAUGUUAGGUUUAAGAAGCAAGACUCAUUGUCCUUUGGUCACCUCCUUUGGCAUGCUGGCUGUGAACUGUACAAGAACUGGCACUCUGUGAUUUCGUGCUAGGCUGUUUCCUUUGCUUGGGGAGUGAGCACAGCUCUCCUAAUAUUUAACUAUUUUUUCAGGCAGCUUCAGUAUGCUGUCAGCAUUCUGGGAACAGGUGGAGCUGCAGUUUUACUUAUUGCUUUCUACCUGUUACUUUAUCCAGGAACAUUUCUUGAAUUUCUGUUCUCUACCCCCACCCCCAGUGCAGGUGGUAUUCAUCUAAAUACAGCCUUACACAUACUUACCCUGUCAAAAAACUGUAACUUAAAAGUUUCUCAAACAUUAAUUUCCUGGUGGGAGGUAGUUUUUCUUUGUUUUCACAUCUGUUGUUCCCACUUUUAAAUCCUGAUUCUGUAAAAAAUGUUUUUUGGUAAAUGUGAUGAACCUGCUAACUGCACCAGCCCUUUAUUUGUUUAAAAAAAGAUCUGCAUUGGUAGAUUUCAGAAAAUGUUUGAUAUUUAAAUUUUUGUAUCAUGGAAAUAAAACCAAAAUAUGUAUUUCCAUAACAUGAAAAUUAAAGACAUUUUCUUAGGAA